AUGGGGAUGAAGAGAUGCAGUACUCCUAGCAUCCUGCUGAUGCUUUCACUGGCGGCAGCCCUCCUCAUCGCCGGCCACCCCUCCGUCGCCGACGACGUGGGCACCAUUCUCCUGCCAAGCCAGGACAAAGACCAGGAGGUGGUCAUGGCGGCACCCAGGCCGUGGAAGUGCUGCGACGUGACCGUCUGCACCAGGUCCAUCCCGCCGACGUGCAGCUGCCAGGACGUGGUGGACAACUGCGCUCCAACCUGCGAGGACUGCAAUGGUUAUGUGCACCCACCCCGCCGUGUUUGCCUCGACCGCUACACCGGCGACCCCGGGCCCAAGUGCACGGGCGCCGGCGCCGGCGGUAACUGA
This is a messenger RNA of Triticum turgidum subsp. durum (durum wheat), 357 nucleotides long. NCBI's taxonomy places the organism in Eukaryota, Viridiplantae, Streptophyta, Magnoliopsida, Poales, Poaceae. The record is from the annotation of a GenBank genome assembly.